AUGGAGCAACAGGAUGCUUCAACUCUCUAUCACAACAUGAACUUCUGGGGACGAAAGAAUAUUCCAGCGGGCCGUGCAGCUUUUCAAGUUCUGGAAGAGCUGGUGCUUUACAAUUUCGACGCUCGGGUUAUUGGACUACUCUAUACUCGCCUCGAGCAGUGCGGCAUCGAUAUCUCGGAUCAAGAUGAGGUUGAUAAGGCAAUUUGGAAUAUAAAUACCAGAGGCUUUAUGGACCUAGUGGAGGAUGUUCGCAGAUCCGCAUUUGAGCCGCAAGCCUGGCAAUCGUCCAAGGAGAAGCAUACCAACAAUAUAGUUGAUGAGGAGUUCCUCAGUCAUGCUCGAUACCUUCAACAGAUGGUUGUAUACAAGACCUUAAAGUACGGCAUCAAGAACGGAGAUAUAGGACUCAUCGAUCGAGUCAUUGGUGUCUGUUGCUUUUACUUCGAGUUCGAAAUGCUCUAUCUAAAGCGGCUCACCUGUAACGGACCACGAUAG
Messenger RNA from Eremomyces bilateralis CBS 781.70, 495 nucleotides. RefSeq lists its product as uncharacterized. The coding region runs from base 1 to 495 and encodes 164 amino acids. The record is from RefSeq and is a predicted model, not a curated record. The transcript has a single exon. NCBI's taxonomy places the organism in Eukaryota, Fungi, Ascomycota, Dothideomycetes, Eremomycetales, Eremomycetaceae.